GCUUUUUCUGACACUUACUUCAUUUCCUGUUAACAAUGGCGGAUGCAAGUAGCAAUAGCGACACUGGCUUUAUUUCAAGUAUUAUGUCUGAACUCUUUGGUAGUCCACUAAAUGUUGGAUUACUUUGUAUUUGUGUGGUUUUAUUGUAUAAGAUAAUUAAAGGAAAGGGGAGCAGUGAUCCUCCUCCUAAGAAACCCGAAUUACCAAAGAUGAAAAAGAGAGAUUUCACCUUGGAACAACUGCGUGAAUUUGAUGGAAAAGGUUCUGAAGGAAGAAUUCUGAUAGCUGUCAACGGGAAAGUGUUUGAUGUAACCCGUGGUAAAAGGUUUUAUGGACCAGGUUCUCCCUAUGGAGUUUUUGCUGGACGUGAUGCUUCCAGAGGAUUGGCAACAUUCUCCUUAACAGAGGAUGUCUUAAAAGAUGAAUAUGAUGACCUUUCUGACCUAACCAGCAUGCAAAUGGAAAGUGUUCGGGAAUGGGAAAUGCAGUUUACGGAAAAAUAUGAUUACAUUGGCCAGUUGUUAAAGCCAGGAGAGGUUCCACAUGAGUACACAGACACCGAGGAUGAAAUCACAGAGAAGUCUGAGGCGGAGAAGAAGACAGAUUGAAGUGACAGAUUGAAGUGCUGCCUUGGGUGUUCCACUGCCAUCUUAAGGCUCAGCUUGUUUUUCUGCAGCAUGUGUUUUCUUCAUUUUGAUUCAUAUAACUGUUUUAAGUGUAAUAUAGAGUUUACAGAAUACACUUAGUGACUGUAACACAGUUCAAAGAAAGUGUAUUGACAGCGAAUUGAGAAUGUUUGAAUUUGACAGUCAACAACGGAGUGAAAAGUUUGUGCAAACCAAUUAUUGUUAUAACCAUAGUGGCACAAGGUUUAUUAUAUUGUAAAAUAAGCACAUUAUAUGUAAGUGAUGAGCACAUGGUGCUAAAUUGUUAAUAUGUGUAGGUAUUGUUAUAGAUAAGAACAAGCAAAUUGUCAGAAAUAUUGCUGUUAUAACUAAACCUCAUCAUUUAUAUGUAAUGUAGUUUUGAUAUUGAUACAUGUAUAUAUGGCAAUAGUGGGAAGACAUGAAUUGAUGUUCAGUAUAAGGGUUGUAUGUGUUUCCUGGAUAUUUUCCUCUGACGUUUUGUGAAUGUCAUGGGUAAAGAAUUUGUUCCAUUCAAACGUUUCCUUAAAAUUCACCAUCUGAUAAGCAAGAAGACGGUGUAUAUGGUUAAGUUUGACAUCAUUUGAUCGUGGUUCAUUUUAUUUUGGUGUUACACACCAAUAGUCCAAGAAUAAAAAAGAGUUAAACUCUAUUACAGAAUAUUCUUUUUGAUUGAUAGACUUUGAAUAUACAUAUGAAGUCAAGAUUCAAGACUAUAAAACAAAUUAUGAGAAAUUUCACUUACACAAGGGAUGCAAUUCUUUUCCACCAUACUUAAUUUUGUCUCAAUAACAAUGUUUACCCUUGAGCAAAAGCUGCAUUUAAAAGCUUGUAUUGUGUCCCAGAUUUCAAAUUACAUGUAUAAGCUUUUUGACAAUGACACAGUUUUAACAGGAUGGAGAGCAAACAAGGGCCAAAAUUUUAUUAUUUUUGUUUAAUUUUUAUACUAAUUAGCUAUGACAUGGAAAAAAUUAUGACAAAUUUAUGAUCCAUUUAAAUAUUUUUCAAUUCUUAUUAAAUUUAUGGAGUUACAUCCCUUGUAUUCAAUUUAGAUAUUUGUUUAUAGCUGUGAAAUUUUUCUGGAGACAAGGAACAAGAAAAUUUCCGUUGCUGCAGUUACAUAAAGGUUGCACACAAUUUUUUCAUUCAACUAGACUAUCAAGUUUUAAACUGUUCUUGUGUGUACCAUUACCCACAUUAAAUCUUGAGUAUUGCCAAUACUUUUGAAAAUGCCUACAUGCAGUUGAUAAUGCUUCCAGGAAUGUACAUCUACAUCCUAGUCCAAAUAAUAUGAACAUAAUACAUUAUAUAGGAUGUUCUUGUUUAAGAUGAUAUCUUGUCAUAUGUUAAAAUAUUGAAGGAAAAGGGAUCUUUUGUCAGUUUUCCCACAUGUGAGUUACAGCUGAAUUGCCAUUGAUGAUCAAGGAAAGAACAUUUACCAGUUAUUUUUAUUAUGUUACAAAAUCAUUGGUUUAAAUUUUAAAUAAAAUAUAAUCACAAGAUCAUGAGUUUCUAUCAAGUGGAGACAAAUCUGGGUAGCAGUUUUCAUACAACACUCCUUACAUCAUUUUCAAAAAAUUUAUACAAAUUCUGCAGUUAUUUGUUGUACUAUUCAAUUUCAUUGCAAGUUUUUUCUCUCCAAAUUAUACAUUUUAUGAAAUGUACUUUUUAAAGAUCUAGCUAUAAUUUCAUUUUUGCAAACCAAAUUUUCUUCGUGUUGACACCUAAGGUAUGUUUGAUGUAUAUAUUGUGUCACAAUUGCUUUUCUCUGAACACUUGUGCAACAAGUUUUGGGCUUUUCUUUAAUAAAAAUCCCUGAAUCUGUUGUACAAGUAUUGAACUAGUAGUUAAUUAUCAAAAAUGACAAUGUACAAAGUAAAGUGCUUUUGGAGGGAAUAUUAAGGAGAUUAAAUAUGUUGACCUUAGCAUUGCCCAUUGUUGUCUAUGUUUAAGUUGUUGUCAUUCUUAUACUGUAAUCAUAGCAGACCAAAUAGAAAGUAAAGUAUCCCAGUAGUUGACUUUUAGAAAAAGUAUCUUCUUACUGUUAUCCAAAUAUAUAUAUAUAUACUUACUGUAUCAAAGGUGUUAUUUCAUGAUGUUUACAUUGAAACACUGUAUGAAGUUUUGUUACGACUUAUGUUCUGGCUGACACGAGUUAGCAACUCAACUUAAUUUUUUGUAAUCGAAGUUUUUCUGGCAUCCGUGUGUCAUCUUCCGAUUUUUUUUCUAGAACCACUGAAACAUUUUUUAAAUAAACUUAUCACAAUCUUCCUCUGGCAAAUUAGGGUACAGUAGUUUGUUGAAAUGAUAUAGGUCACAUCCAUUCAUAAAGGGGAAAUAAAUAAAAUAGGUAAAAAUAGAGUGAGAUCAUUUGAAAAUUUACUAUAGAACCACAGGACCAGAGAGGACAUACUUAUGUAAUAACGUUCUGGUGUAGUGUAGAAUUGAGUUUCAACAAACUGUUGCAUUCUGGGAACAGCGUUUACAGUCAAUAGAAGCACAAAGGUUAACAGGAUUUUACUGUGUUAAAUUGUAAUGUAGACUCAAUUCUGCUCAUCUGUCUUCUUGGUCCAGAAAUAAACACAAUUACUGGGGGCAAAUGGUUUAUAUGAAAGCAAUACAGGGGAAAAACUGUUAAGAUAUACAUGUAUUCUACCUUAAUCUCAACAACAUUACUGUAACAUGCAAAUAUUCUAGUGUACUUUAAAUUGAGGUUUUUCAACCAUGUCCCUUUCCACCAUGGUGGGAAAAUAAUAGGAAUGCAAAGAUGUGCACAUAAAAGUAUUUGAAAGAGUAUUAAAAAAAUCAAAAAGAUUAUCAUUUGUUAUUGAUAUGCACACACACUUAUGAAAUAUACAGUUUUCCAGUUGUAAACACUUGACUAAUUUAAGUGUUGGGUAAUAAUGUAGGGUCCAACAUUCACAAGAUUCAAAAGAUGACUUAGUUGAGCAUUGUGACCCAUGUGCCUCUUUCUAGCUUUCUGUAAUUUUUUGAAAAAUAUCUGUAUCAUGAUUUGUACAGAUUGUCAAUUAUUUUUCUUUAUUUUUCACAUUUGCUUUGUUGGUGAAUGCUCUUCAGUCAAAUGUACUAUGUACAACUGAUUGUGUUCAAUAAAAUCUAUUUUUGAA
Messenger RNA from Ostrea edulis (European flat oyster), 3772 nucleotides. Its product is annotated as membrane-associated progesterone receptor component 1-like. The transcript has 3 exons. Bases 36 to 608 code for a protein of 190 amino acids. The record is from RefSeq and is a predicted model, not a curated record. Lineage: Eukaryota; Metazoa; Mollusca; Bivalvia; Ostreida; Ostreidae. Gene Ontology annotation, cellular component: endomembrane system; membrane.